Messenger RNA from Exserohilum turcica Et28A, 1958 nucleotides. RefSeq lists its product as uncharacterized. Bases 211 to 1680 code for a protein of 489 amino acids. Gene Ontology annotation, molecular function: oxidoreductase activity. The record is from RefSeq and is a predicted model, not a curated record. Gene Ontology annotation, biological process: lipid metabolic process. NCBI's taxonomy places the organism in Eukaryota, Fungi, Ascomycota, Dothideomycetes, Pleosporales, Pleosporaceae. The transcript has a single exon.
UCGCUCUCGUUUGCUUCUUGAGCCAUUGAGCCGCCUGCACUUCUCAGUGCUGUUGCCCAACAACCUGCAGCCCGCGUCCCAACAGUUUGUAGCUCGUGCUGCUGCUGCUGCUGCAACUGCUGCUGCAACUUCUCAGGGCUUUUACCCCCCCACCUACCCGCCCUCCUCUCCCUACCACCCACCCACGCCUCCCUGCCCUCGCACGCAGCCAUGGCAACGACAACUGCCCGCUCGCAGAAGCCUGCGACAAAGAGGAACAUCACGGCCGACUCGGCGGCCAACUCGGUGUCAGCCUCGCCCUUCGACACCCCGGUAGCCUCGGCCUCCAACACUUCGCUGUCCUCGCUGGACGAGCAGCCCCAAAAGUCCAAGAAGCCCCACGGCAAGCUUCUCGACACGUACGGCAACGAAUUCGAGAUCCCCGACUACACCAUCAAGGAGCUGCGCGAUGCCAUCCCCAAGCACUGCUUUGAGCGUUCGGCCAUCCGUGGUCUGGGCUACGUUGCCCGCGAUCUGGCCUCGCUUGCUGCCACCUUUUACAUCUUCCACAACUACGUGACGCCCGAGACAGUCCCCUCCAUGGCCCUGCGCUCGGUGCUGUGGGCCGGAUACACUGUCCUGCAGGGUCUCUUCGGCACGGGCCUCUGGGUCCUUGCCCAUGAGUGCGGUCACCAGGCCUUCUCGCCCUCCAAGACGCUCAACGACACGGUCGGCUGGUUCUGCCACUCGCUCUUCCUCGUUCCAUACUUUUCGUGGAAGAUUUCGCACGGCAAGCACCACAAGGCCACCGGUCACAUGGAGCGUGACAUGGUCUUCGUCCCCAAGACGCGCGAGAUCUACGCUUCCCGCGUCGGCAAGAUGGUCCACGAGAUCAGCGAGCUGACCGAGGAGACGCCCGUCUACACGCUGCUCCACUCGAUUGGCCAGCAGCUGGCUGGCUGGCCCAUGUACCUCUUCACCAACGUCACCGGCCACAACUUCCACGAGCGCCAGAUCGAGGGCAAGGGCAAGGGCAAGAAGAACGGCUUCUUCGGCGGCGUCAACCACUUCAUGCCCUCCAGCCCCCUGUACGAGAAGCGUGAUGAGCACCUGAUCCUGCUCAGCGACCUCGGCAUCGGCCUCGUCAUUGCUGGUCUGGUCUGGGUCGGCAAGAACUUUGGCUUCAACAACCUGCUCGUCUGGUACCUGAUCCCCUACCUCUGGGUCAACCACUGGCUUGUCAUGAUCACCUUCUUGCAGCACACCGACCCUACUCUGCCCCACUACGACGCCGAGACAUGGACCUACACGCGCGGUGCCGCUGCUACCAUUGACCGUGAGUUUGGCUUCAUCGGACGCCAGCUCCUCCACGGCAUUGUCGAGACGCACGUCCUCCACCACUACAUCUCGACCAUCCCCUUCUACCACGCCGACGAAGCCACCGAGGCCAUCAAGCCCAUCAUGGGCAGGCACUACCGCUCCGACACCAAGGAUGGCCCCAUUGGCUUCAUCAAGGCUCUGUGGAAGAGCGCCCGCUGGUGCCAGUGGGUUGAGCCAAGCGUCGGUGCCGAGGGCGAAGGCAAGGGCGUCUUGUUCUUCCGCAACCACAACGGUCUUGGUGUGCCACCUCAGAAGCUGGAGCCUUCUUCGUCGACCAAGGGCGCAAAGAUGGAGGUUGGCCCGGAGAGCGACAAUGAGUAGGCGAUGAUAAUGAUUGGCAUGGUUUGGACGUGGGCUCCUUUGCUGUCCACGGCACGGCGUUGUGGAGUAACCCUCACGAGGCCGCGCAUCUCUUUUUCCUUCUUCUUCUUCUUCUUCUUCUUCUUCUUCUUCUUCUUCUUCACGUCUAGUAUUAGACCUUAGACGGCCUGCUUGGCGUAGAGUGCCAUGUGUCGACCUGUGCAAAAGACGCAAAGUUUGUACAUUGUGCAGAGUAGACGCUCAAGAUAUAAGACAUUGUUUAGUUCAAUCCAUGAGUG